Molecule: messenger RNA, 4271 nt
Organism: Dichomitus squalens LYAD-421 SS1
Lineage: Eukaryota; Fungi; Basidiomycota; Agaricomycetes; Polyporales; Polyporaceae
Product: P-loop containing nucleoside triphosphate hydrolase protein
Exons: 9
Coding region: 139-2238 (699 amino acids)
Biological process (GO): DNA replication initiation; mitotic DNA replication checkpoint signaling
Cellular component (GO): nuclear origin of replication recognition complex
Molecular function (GO): chromatin binding; ATP hydrolysis activity; DNA replication origin binding
Source: RefSeq, a predicted model, not a curated record
ACGUAUGGCAAGGUCUCCCGCCCACGUAGUAGCGAUGCCUCCGCCGAUGACGUCUACACCAUCGGCGACGUCGUUCUCGUCAAGGCAAGCUCGACCACCAAGAUCCCCAGCGUAGCAGUCAUCGUGGCCAUCUGGAACAUGGACGGCGAAGGCUACCCCUCGAAUGCUCCUCUACAUGUCCUCGUCCAUUGGUUCGUCCGCCCUAACGAACUUCCGAAACAUAGGGUUCAGAGAGAAUUCUGUGAGAACGAGGUCCUCUACCACAUCUCCGGCACAGCCGUCAUCCCAGCCUUCUACAUUCUUAACUCGUGCACCGUCUCCUCCUCGUCCGCCUCCGCCAUCUGCACCUCCACCACCGUCUCCUCUGUCGCCAAGGUCUCCCACACAUCGUUCUUCUGCCGACUCGCCGUUGACCCCCAGCGCGGGCUCUACUAUGAGCUGAACUGGGACGCGCUCCGCGAGAGCGCGCUGAAGACCGUCCCGAGCGAGGACAAGCUUUUAGAGCACGAUGAGAGCGCGACCGUCGCGUGGCCGAACACAAGGAGAGGAGACGGGGCCAGUCCUCGCAAGCGGCGCCGCCUCUCCCGGACGGCUAUAGACCACGCCUCAGACUCUGACCCCGACGCCGAGGGGUCCGAAGACGAGUUCCAGGCAUCCCACGCUUCCGUGGACGAAGACGAAGACGGCAGCGGAGGCGAGCCCUCAGAGGACGAAGCCGAAGACGACCACGACAGCCUCGCACCCGACGAGCCCCGCACGCCCUCCCGCCGCGGGCGCGGCAAGCGAAAACGCGCCCCCACAACCCCCCGCACGCCUCGCACGCCCAAGACGCCCCGCCGGCCCCGCGCAGACAGAGUGACACUCGCGCAACCCACGCCCCAUUCCAAAGCGGCGUUGCGCAGGCGCAAGAAGACCGCGCUCGCCGUGCGCCCCCCGCCCCCCGCGGAGGGGACACUCGAGCUCGCGCUCUCGAACGGGCUCGAGGGCGACGCGUGGGAGCGCGCGAUGCACGUCCUACACGUGGCCGCGCGCCCGGGGGCGCUGCCUUGUCGGGAGCAGGAGUACGGGCGGGUGUUGCGGGCGGUGGAGGAGCUGCUUGAGGAGGGGAGCGGAGGGUGUAUCUAUAUCUCUGGGGUUCCUGGAACGGGGAAGACGGCUACUGUGCACGCAGUGGUGCGCGAGCUGAAGCGUAUGGCAGAGCAGAACGAAGCGAACCCGUUUGCGUAUGUCGAGAUCAAUGGGCUCAAGAUCCCCGAGCCCAACGCGGCGUACGGCCUGCUAUGGGAGGCAGUCUGCGGGCAUGACGCUGCAAGGGACGGGCACAUGAAGAUCUCCGCUAAAGAGGCGCUACGGAACCUCUCCAAGCACUUCAGCAACGCUAGUCGUGAGCAGGUCGGGCCCACGGGCAGUCAUGCCUGCGUGGUGUUGAUGGACGAGCUCGACCAGCUGAUGACGACGAAGCAAGAUGUCGUUUAUAACUUCUUCAAUUGGCCUACCUUGGCGGGAUCGAAGCUCGUCGUUCUGGCUGUUGCGAACACCAUGGACCUUCCCGAGCGGGUGAUGACUGGACGCGUGCGAAGUCGCCUCGGCAUGGUCCGCAUAAACUUCCAACCCUACACGACCCCACAGCUCGAAUCCAUUGUGAAAGCGCGUCUCCUCGCCUCCAAGACGGCAAGCCCACCUCUGCCCCCCAACACGCCCGACGUCCUCGCCCCUGACGCGCUCAAGUUUGCUGCGAUGAAGGUCGCUUCGAUCUCGGGCGACGCCCGGCGCGUCCUCGACAUCUGCCGACGCACCGUCGAGCUCGUUCAUCCCCUUCGUAAGCCCGCGCGGACGGAGGACGUCAAGGCGGUCAUCAAGGAGAUGCAGAACAGCCCGACUGCGGCGUACUUGCGAGAGCUCGCGUUCCACGAGCGGCUCGUGCUCGCCAGCUUGCUCAAGUGCGUCAGGAGGGAGGGCGUGGAGGAGAUCAAGUGGGCCGACGUGCAGAACCAGCACAGGAUAUAUCUGAAUCUACUCGCAGAGGACGAUCCCUCCCGUCGGCCGUCUCCUGACGAGCUCCUGCUCGUGUUCGACGCGCUGCUCGCAUCGCAUGCGCUGGUUGCAGAGGAGGGCGCGGCUAUUGCGCGUAAGCCUGAGGGCGAGCGGCGCGUCGCGCUCAAUUUGGAGUACGCGGAGGUCGAGCGUGUGCUAGGUGAAGUGGGCGGGCCGAAGUGGCGAAAUGCGCUCAACGUCUGAGCGACGCGAUGCAGGCGCUGUCUGGCAUAAAUAGCGUAUACUCGUGCGUAUUCGUCAUAACUGCUGCAUACAUACUACUACUGUACAUGGCCUCUGAACGAUAUUCUGCUGAUCAAAUUUUGUAUUCUUACAGUUAGCAUUUCACAUCAGGCUCAUCACAUAUCAUCCCUUUAUCGUGUCCGGCAUGUCUGGAUUGCUUACGGGAAGAAUUCUAGUAGUGUCGUGAGACGUUACAGGAGCCAGACCAGUCGAUUUGAACUCACCGUCGAUGCGCUCGACAGUCUCCAUAUCCGUCGCCUCCUCGAGAAAUCUCUGCACCGCCUCUCCCGCCGCCUUCGUGAGCGGCCGCAGCUUCGUCGUCCUCCAUUUCUUCUUAACACAGCGCUCGACUCGCCACCACCGUAGCGACUUCACCUUCUUGUCGUACCAUUCUCCCUGAUAUUCGUAUUCAUCGGCGCCGCCGCCAUAACGCUCGUCGGCACUAUCCCAAUCGGCACUAUCCCAAUGUCCGUGUUGCUUCUGAGACAACCCCGCCUGUACCUGUUUAAAGUUUUCAUACUCCCAGUCCGGUCCUUCGUCGGCGAGGGCAACGUAGCGCAAUGUCCGUAUAGCGCCUGCACAACGCUUCGGGAGUUUUUUCGCCAUUUCCACUCGCGCGUCGUACAUCUGUACUGCGACCUCCUGGGAAACGUAAUAGCAAGUCCAUUUACCAUCCUCAUCGUACCAAUCAUCACCUAUAGUCCGUCGCGAAGGCAUUUGGGUUAGGUGCAGCCGAAGACACACAAGGGACAGCGGGCGUAAGGCGCUGGGUAUGUUUGCCAGCCAAUUUGCGUAUUCCUCCCCCAAUCUGCUUAGAGUGACCUUCAGCUCCAAGUAUCGUAGGCGAGGGGCAAUCUCAGGGAUGCCUGCCCAGAAGCGCAUUGGCUGCACCCCUACUUCUACGGAAAGCUGCGCCCGUACCGGCGACACUUUUCGAAGUAUCAUCAGAACGGGCUCGAGUUCCACCGGCCAAGUCCACGAGUUAUCGAUAUCCUCGGCGAAGGUACAAUCCACUCGCAAAUGAAAUGCCUGAUUUAUGACGUCUUUGGCGCGGUGCAUCACCAACUCCGAAGAGAGGAUCACCGAGCGAAGAGCACCCCAGGUGGUGCCCGCCCAUGGAGUGUCGAUCGGCUCUCUGUUCUCCCAGCUGUGGUCCCUGUCGUCGCUGAUAUCCCGGCGCCUAUCAUGGAUGCUAGUGCCAACGACGGAAAGGUUAGGGCAGAGCGUGACGAGGUCCAACGCGGCUGCUGAGGGCUCCUCUAAGAAAAGCUGCUGGAUAGAUGGAUAUAGUGGGAGUGUUUCGGUAUGGUGCGGACCGCGACACGACCGGUCGGGAGAAAAGUGUCGCAGCUUCAGCGAAACGAGGCGCGGGAAAGCCGAGAUGGUGCGGAAUAGAGGGGGAUAUGCAUCGUCACACCACCAGCUGCUACAAUUUAGAGAAAGCGUGACAAGAUCCCGUCCGCUGGUACGAUGAACAUUCCCGGCGACAGACUCGUUAGCAAGAGCAUCGCCUGGGACGCCGUCGAGCUCAAGCCGGGAUAGUUGCGGUAGUGAUGCCACGGCCGUUACGACCCGAGGAUCAGAACGCCGAAGGGCCGCAAAGCGUUCGAUAGUCAAUCUGCGGAUAUUCGGAGCAUUCAUCAACAGCUCGUAUAUGAGUGGCGCGACCGGGGGUUCCAGAUCCUUUGGAUCGUGUCCGUCGAAAAUUUCAUCGUCGCGACCGUAAAUCUCCUCGAAGGUCGUCAUCGCCGACUCGCGGAUAACGAGGUUGUGAAUGUGGCGCGCACGUAGAGGAUUGUCGCGGACCAUGAUGUGAUGUAGAGCUCGGAGUGUGCCUGUAGACCAGCAGUCGAUCACCGCAGCGACUCGAGGAAUGGCAAUGUCGUAGACACGCUUAGAGGUGAGGGAGAGUGAUAGAGCAGUUCGACCAUGUAAGUAGUCGGCGAUGUGACGAAGGACGUCGUCAUUGAGGACAGGCCCCUGAGAGGUCAUCG